Molecule: messenger RNA, 2801 nt
Organism: Petromyzon marinus (sea lamprey)
Lineage: Eukaryota; Metazoa; Chordata; Hyperoartia; Petromyzontiformes; Petromyzontidae
Gene: SPA17
Product: sperm autoantigenic protein 17
Molecular function (GO): calmodulin binding
Source: RefSeq, a predicted model, not a curated record
GAGACGGAGACGCUAAACAACAGCGGCUCGGAUAGCAGCAGCGGGCGACGAUGGCGGCUCCCUUCUCCUCCACUCAGCUGCGCGUGCCGCGUGGCCUGGCGGGCCUCCUUGAGGGCCUCUGUACGGCGGUGUUGCGCGACCAGCCCCAGGACAUCCUCCCGUACGCCGCUUCCUACUGCGACGCUCUCAUAGCCACCCGCGAAGACACGGGCAGCGACCCCGUGGUGGUGAGUGCCCUGCUGGAGGAUCGCUACUACAACAACCGCACCUUCGCGGCGGCUGAGAAGCGCUAUGCAGGAGAGUUCUACACGAAGCGGUCUCCGCGGGGAGAGCCGCGAGUCGCCACACAUUCGAGCGACGCGGACACGGCCGCCCGCAGCGACUCUGACGACGACGUGAAGCUGGCGUCGUUGCCGUCGCCCCGCCCGCCGCCAGGCUGCGAGCCGCCCGACGCGCCGGGCGAGGCGACCACGGGGGAGGAGGGCGCAGACGACGGCGCCACCGUGGGCGGGCGAGCCGCCUCUCCGUGGGACGGCGCCGUCGCCACCGGCAUCGCAGCGGCGGCUCGUGGCCUUGGGGAGCUGGAGCUGGAGGAGGAGGAGGAGGGGGAGGGGGAGAGGGAAGAGGAGUGCGGCGAUGGAAUCACGGCUUUUGACGAGAUCAUCGCUCAAAGCGUCCAUGGUUACGCGGCUGCGAUGGCGGACGGAGAUUUGGGCGAUGGUGGUGAUGAUGAUGAUGAUGGUGGCGGUGGUAAUGAUGACGACGGCGGUGUCAGAGCGAAAGAUGCUGGUGGCUUUGCGGAAGACGGGGGAGACUUCGAAGGAUUCGUGGAGGAGGAGGAGGAGGAGGAGGGCGAUGGAGGUCUGAGUUCACUUGAAGAGUCGAAGUUUCUGGCGGAGAGCGGGGGUGACGUGGCAAGCGGAGAGCGUGAGGGCGGCACCGGCGAGGGCAUUGAUGUUGAGAACAAGGGUGGCACCUUCAUGCAGAGCAUCGAUGUUGCGGGAAGUAUCGACGUGGAUGAAGAUGAUGUCAUCGCACGAAGCAUCAAUGUCGCGGCAAGCGUAGAUGCGGGCGAAGAUGAUGUCAUCGCACGAAGCGUCGAUGUCGCGGCAAGCGUCGAUGCGGGCGAAGAUGAUGUCAUCGCACGAAGCGUCGAUGUCGCGGCAAGCGUAGAAGCGGGCGAAGAUGAUGUCAUCGCACGAAGCGUCGAUGUCGCGGGAAGCGUCGACGUGGGCGAAGAUGAUGUCAUCGCACGAAGCGUCGAUGUCGCGGGAAGCGUCGACGUGGGCGAAGAUGAUGUCAUCACACAAAGCAUCGAUGUCAGGAGAAGCAUCAGUGCGCGUGAAGAUGAUGUCAUCAAACAAAGUGUCGAUGUCAUGGGAAGCGCCGAAAUGGAUGAAUACGAUGUCAUCACACAAAACAUCGAUGUCACGGGAAGCAUCAGUGCACGUGAAGAUGAUGUCAUCACACAAAGUGUCGAUGUUCCGGAAAGCGUCAGCGUGGAUGAAGGUGACGUCAUCGCACGCAGCGUUGACGCUGCAGAAGAGCCGCGCGACAUGGAGCGGGCAGCUGCGGAUGGCGGCGGAGACGGAGACAGCGACGGAGACGCAGACGGAGACGCAGACGGCGGAGGAGACAAGGAAGAAGAGCGGCGACAGCGAACCCCCGUCGAUGUCACCGCCGUGAUUGCUUCGGCGCGGUCCGAGAUCGGGGAGGCCCAUGCCGCCGCCGCCCUUCCGGCGGAAGACAUCGCGGCCACGUGGCGGGAGGCCGACGAAGGCCCCGUAAGCGGCGCGCGAGGCCACGGCGUCACCGGAGACGCCGGCGAUGGUGACGACGACGACGACGACGCCGCCGCCGGAGCGAGCGAUGGCAUCGACGCCAGAGACGGGGGCGUGAGUCGCGAAGGCUCGCGGGAGUUUCACGAGGGUGGCGAUGGCGGCCGUGGUGAUGUUGACGGCGGUGUCGAUGUUGCCGAUCGUCAGGAGGCGGAAGAGCCCAGUGGCCACGUCUUUGAAGAAUGAGGAGAUUGGGAAGGAUGGCAGGAAGAGCCGCAGAUCGCGACCGGCAAGUUGAGGGCAUUGCCUGACAGGGGAUGGAGAGGUCGCUUUGAGUUUUCCUCUUUCCCGCGGCUCGCUAGUUCCGAGCGAUACCUGAACUCUUCCCCAGGCCCUUUCCGGAGCCGGUGCACGUCCACAAUUCAAGGAAUGUCAUGGAAAAACUUGAUAAUCCACACACAUACGGUUAUAUAUAUUUAAAAGAAUAACCCGAGUUCGUGUCAUCGGAACACUUUGCAAUCCACUUCAGCUCCUCGCUGAGGCUGAGGGUUAUUCUGCUCUACAGGGUACCUUUCCAUCGUAUUGAUCGUAUCUUCUUCUCCACAGGUGAUCCCAUAAUCAAUAUAACAAUCCACCUCACAUCCUUUGCUUUCUUCAUGCGCUUAAUCCGCCGAACUCUAAACCAUCCUUGAAAUACAACGCGAUAAUUGUUGGCAACUUCUCGACAAUAGACACAAUAAUUGUUUGGCUAACUCUAAGAACACUUCUCAGUGACACGCCACUCACUGUGCAACGAGAUUUCGUUCGAUUAUUGAGUUUUUCCCGAGACACACCCCCCACACUACCCCGCCCCUCAACUUUCAGAGGGAGCCUGUGACGUCACAAGUGGCCACGAGGGUAACCUUUUGAGGCGAGUCGGUUGAUGGCCAUUGUCACCAACAACGGUUGCAGUUUUCAAUCGCGAUGAAUUAAAGACGCUCCCAGCGGGGCCGUCUGUAAAUGACGUCACGCACCUAGGUGGUG